AUGGAAACUUCUUCAAAAUCCUUGGGAGACGAUAGCAGGUUUCAAAGUAAUGAACCGUCAAAUCCUUCGAGUUUAUUUAAUACUACCAAUCGAGCUUCUGAGAUCCUUCUUCAGAGGGGACCGAAGGAAUUAACAGGAGAAGCAAUUUGCAUGAUUUGCUUGAUUUCUGCUGUCUUGCUCCUCGCAUUCCUAGGAACGUCAGUCACUAUUUAUCAAUUUUUCUUUAAAGACAAGGAAGAAAAGAUUAAAUCUCUCAGAAAUGACAGCAGUGGGAAUUUUACAAAUAAAGUGACUGUAUUUGAAAAGGGAAAGAAGUCAAACCAAGAUCCAGCUUGGCUGGAAGACUUCAAAUCUUUUCUCAAGUGCUUUUGUUUGAUUGACAACGGAAGAAAAAUUCUAAACUUCGCUUCCUCAAAAGAACAGAUUGAGUAUUUUAACGGACUACGAGUUAUCGGUACUGCCUGGGUAAUUUUGAUUCAUACUGGCACAGUAUAUACUCAAAAAUUAAAAAAUGAGGAAGAGAUAAAGCCUUUCCUACAAUACAAAGCAGCGCAGUUUUAUCUUAAUGGAAGCUUUGCAGUUGAUAUAUUUUUUGUCAUCAGCGGAUUUCUGAAUGCUUAUUGUUUUUACUACAAGUAUAUCAGAAGCAAUGGAGAUAUAUCUUGGACUUUUUUCUAUUUGAAGCGAUAUUUAAGGUUGACUCCUUUGUACAUGAUUGUCCUGGGAUUUUACACUACUCUGUUCAGCUACACAGGAACGGGUACUGCAUGCCCAACAUACGAUACGCAUCCAGCCUGCAAGAAACAAUGGUGGUGGCACUUUCUUUAUCUCAAUAACUUUACAAAGGUUCAAAAUACGUGUAUGGGAUGGACUUGGUAUUUGGCAGCUGACAUGCAGUUUUACAUUAUCAGUCCUUUAUUUAUGAUUUCAUUAAUAAGGAGGCCACGCUUCGGAUGUGCCUUGACAUUUGUCACCAUCUGCGGAUCAUGUGUUACUAACUUCUUGCUGACUUACCAGUUUGAUCUGAUAGAUGGAUUUUCACGCCUUGAAUUUCACUUAGGGGAUCCCCAUUUUGCGAAAAGAUUUUCUGAAUUUGUUAAUAUCGUGUAUGUGAAACCUUACACUAGAAUAUCAGCUUAUUUGGUUGGACUCCUAUUAGCCAUUUUUUUGUGUCAGGCAAGGAUCAACAAGAGAAGAAUAAAAAAUAGUAUGGUGACGUUGUAUUGUGGAUGGAUCACAACUGUCUGUUUCAUGUGGAUUUGUAUUUUCUCACUAUAUAAAAGAGAAGAAGUGCUAAGUGAGACAGCUUUCUAUAAUGGUACAAAACAUUUGUUUUUCUCUCUCAGUUUAGCGUGGAUGAUUUAUGUUCUCUAUACUGGACAAGCAGAGUUAAUCAACAGAUGUCUGUCUUGGAAUGGCUUCCUCCCUCUUUCCCGGUUGUCUUACAGCGUUUACUUAAUUCAUAUGCUCAUAGUGACGAGACGAAUUCAGCAGACUGAAGGUGGGAUGGAUUUCAGUUACAUGUUUUGGAUAUCACUGUAUAUUUAUACCUUUUUCUGGGGAUAUGUUGCUGCCUUUAUAGCAUCACUGCUGUUUGAAAUUCCUACCAUAAACUGUCUGGAUUGGUUGAGUAAGAAGAAAAAGAAGGAGAGGUCAAAUUGAUACAUUGUAAAUGGAUGAUAAAUACUCAGAUUCAUUGUUAUAUCCACAAGAUCUCUUAAUUCACCUAUCUAUUACCAUGAAAAUGAAAGUUUGCCUGACAAUAUUUGAAAAAUAAUAAUAAUAUUU
Molecule: messenger RNA, 1788 nt
Organism: Argiope bruennichi
Lineage: Eukaryota; Metazoa; Arthropoda; Arachnida; Araneae; Araneidae
Product: nose resistant to fluoxetine protein 6-like
Exons: 13
Coding region: 1-1662 (553 amino acids)
Molecular function (GO): acyltransferase activity, transferring groups other than amino-acyl groups
Source: RefSeq, a predicted model, not a curated record